Hyaloperonospora brassicae is the source of this 3657-nucleotide messenger RNA. NCBI's taxonomy places the organism in Eukaryota, Oomycota, Peronosporomycetes, Peronosporales, Peronosporaceae. The record is from the annotation of a GenBank genome assembly.
AUGGUCCGACACAGAGACGUCUCCACGCGGUCGCUGCAGCGCGUGCAACUGCUGCAUCAUCGACGUCGAUCAUGUCUUCAAUCGACUCGUCGCGUGCUCUCUGACAUCUCUUCCUUCCGUUCCCGCAACUACACGGUCUCAACUCGUUCUGGCAGCUCCAGUAGCGCCCACCAAAGCUUGGUCACCAGUGUACCCAAUCGACAGGCUUUGAAGCGCAUUCACUGGCUCCUGGAGCAGCCACAUCGGCGCGUGUUGCUUCUGACAGGAAGCUCAUCCUUUGACUCUUUUGCCCGCAUAGCGCUGGAGCGUGCGCUGCCCGCGUUUGAGCUGGAGCGACGUGGCCACGGCGCCUUUGGCGUUGGCGAGUUCUGCCAGCUGCUUCUACGUGAAAGCGGCCGCGAUCGUCGCGUCUUUGGCCGUGCCCAGUUGAUGGCGCUGCUACUACACCACAAUCUGGUGCUACUGCCUGGUGCGUCCCGAUUAAAUGCUGCAUCGACGCUUCAGAGACGCAAAGGCGCACAAGAUUUGCUGCAGCUCUUUCAGCUGCUGGAAAAACACGGAGUCUCAGCAGAGCAGUACACUUCAUUGGCAUCUACAGCUGCAGAAAGCGAUCAAGUGCUUGCUCAGGAGCUGGCUGAGACGUACCGGAAGUACCACGAACUGCUUUUACAGCAUAGCGCCACGUCUUGGGAUGGACUCGUGUUGGAGAUGCUGACCGUGUGUGGCGUGCAGAAAGGAGACGCUGCAGUGGAGGAUGCGCUAGCGAAAGAGUUUGUUCGGACGGUGUUGCGAGAAUACACGGACGUGGUGGUGGACGAUGUACAGAGAAUGACACCGGCCAUGGCGACGCUUGUGGGGCACCUGUGCGGUCAGCCGAGUAUUCAGUCAAGUUCCAGCUUUAGUCGAGUGCUGCUCGAAGGGAAUGAGUGCUCGCGGACACAGAUUCUGGAGAGACAGUUGGUGCGUGCGGCAGCAGAUAUGGGUGACGAACGUGCGGUAACUCGUAUCGAGAUGGAGGCAGACAACGAGUUUGUGGAGAAGAGAGCACAGAUGCAAAUGUUCGCGCGGCAGCUUCUGACGAAACGUGCUAGCGCUAGUUGCGGCACACAUUCGCCGGUUCCGUUCAAGUGCUGGCGCUUUAGUACUGCUGAGACGGAGGUGAGGACUAUCGGUGCACUUCUUGCACGAAAACUGGAGUCUACGGAUGCCACGGUGUUAUGUCCGACGCACGCAGAUGCACGUCGAAUCAUGUUGGCAUUUCAGAAGCAGGGGCUAGUAGCUCGAAUUGAUGGCGAUCCGAGCGCAGUAGCAAGUACCUCCACUGGCCCACCCGUCCACCUGUUCGACGAGCCCGGUGUGAACGCGGUAUACUCGUUGCUUUGUGCGUUGUGCUUCCCGAGCGACUCGCGCCAUCUUUACAACGUUUUGCGCUCCAGCUACUUUGCUUUUCCGGCAGAGCUCCUUUCGUGGUUGAUGCAGCAGGAGCACCAGAGUCACGUUGAUUUGUUUUCAGUUCUUGAAGCUUUUGUAGAAACUCAGGGCAAGUCACUUGUCACGACCGUGAAAGGACGAGAAAAGGAGCUGCCCAAAGCAGUAUCUUGUCAGUGCAAGACCGGCUUGGAGAUUGCUGAGUCGUUUGUGAACAUUGUCAUGCAUCUUCGUACGAAGUGUCAUCAGCUUCCUGCGGUUGAGAUUGUCCAAAUAUUCUUGGAAGCUACAGGUCGACUGGACACGCUACUGACUCCGAAUUCUGUGGACGAGGAGCGCGAGUCGUUGGUGCUGGCCGAUUUCUUAAGAGAACUUGAGACUGCACAAAAGGUUGCGAUGAGUGAUCAAAUACCGUUUGUGGUGCCAUACUUGCAGCAACUACGGAAGGCCAACCUAACUUCGUCCGCUUCAAAGACAGGUUCAGCAGACGCCGGUGUGGAGACACUUUCGAAGGAUGCUCGUAUUCGCGUAAUUCCACUGACAGCAUAUGCGCUACAGUCUUACGCUUCUUCGCAAAGCGAUGAGGAGGAGAGCCGCAAGCAUGUGCUAGUGCUGAUGUCGAUGCGCGAUAGCAAGUUUCCUGGGCGGAUGAAACGUCUCACGCUGCCACUCCCGUAUGGUCUGCUGAGCGAACCGUUUCCGGUGCAAACACGUGCCGAGCAUCUGGAGCAGUGCAAACUGCUCGCAUACGAAGCCUUGACUCUUCGCGCUUAUGACGAAGUGGUGCUGUCUUUUGCUGAGCUUGCCGACACCUCGGUAUCUAAGCGCGAGGUCGUAAGCCGCACUUUCCAACCGAUCUGGCAUGAAGGAGAUCAACCAGCUGCACUAGUCUAUCGUGGCAGCGAUAGCAAUGGAAGUGCUGGUGCAACCGGUGCUACAUCGCCACCGACUAGCCCAUCACCGGAGUCGUUGACACCAAUCGAAUCCGUUCCUACAGUGAACGCAAGUGCUGGACGACGCGGGACGUCCAGCUAUUGGAUGUCAGACGUGGUGGGACUCUUGCGCGACUUCGUGGCUCGCGUGCUCUUUCCAAUCAUACCCCGUGGUUUGCUAGAGUCUGCUGUCGACAAUUGUCCAAGAACGACGAGUGGCGAUGAUGAACUAAAUGGGUGUCACCCUAACAAAGAUACAACGCACGUGCGGCAGUCAAAGACGUUGAGGUCAAAUCUGGACUUGGAAGGGUUUGCGCGUAGUCCAAGCACGGACAGUCGUCGUCUCUCAUCGCAAUUAGCACCGAGCGAAUCAUACGACCCAUCGCACCUAUCGUAUUCGCAAAUCGCUGAAUACAUGCGGUGCCCACAUCGGUACUAUUUGGGCCGCGUAAUGAAGCUGAGUGGGGACGUAACUACUCCGAUGAUGUUCGGGCGCGCGCUACACGAAGGCGUAGCUGCUUUCGCCAAAUCGCUAGCUGUUUCGCAGACGAACGGCAAGGAUCUGCAUGAAGUGAAGACGCUUGCUGCUGUUGAAGCUGAAAAGGCUUUCCUGCAAUCAUGGCCAGGUGACGGGCACGGGCUUUUCAGCUCGAACGAGCAAUCUUUGUUCCUUUUCGAUCGAGGUGUGAUGGCAUUACGGGACUUCAUUGAAACGCACGACAGCGACACACAAUUGGAGGAGAUUCUCCACGUAGAGCAGGCGUUCUCUUUCUAUGUUCCCAAAGCCAGUGUGGACCUGCGAGGUGUGUGGGACCGCAUCGAUCGUGUUUCGAAUCCAGAUGAUGACGGAUCGUCCGUGUGCGUCGUGAAGGAGUUCAAGUCCAACAUGAGUGGCACCGGACGCAAUAUGAGCAAAUUGGCGGACGAGAGCUUGCAGCUCAAGAUGUACAUGUACGCUUUCAGCAAAGUUUUUGGUGAGGCACCGUAUGGCGCCAAGCUGCAACAGAUCGGCGGUCAGCCAAGCAGCAUCACUUCCAGGAGCAGAAAAGUGGGAGAUGGCAAAGCAGGGACCUAUGAUGACGGAUUCGUGCUCUUCUCGGAGAAAGCAGCGCAGGAAGCCGAAGAUGCGAUUGUUGAGGUUGCGUCGGGUCUACGUCGCGGUGACUUUACGCCUAAGCCGAGCUAUGCCGAGUGUGCUUUCUGUCCAUACGCAGAGUCUGCCUGCCAUUUUGCCGCAGAUGAUGCGUCGCGCGGGCUUCAGUCUGCAAGAACAGCUCGUGCGGAAGUUCGAGGAUGA